Anopheles funestus (African malaria mosquito) is the source of this 1698-nucleotide messenger RNA. Its product is annotated as probable chitinase 10. The transcript has 2 exons. The record is from RefSeq and is a predicted model, not a curated record. Lineage: Eukaryota; Metazoa; Arthropoda; Insecta; Diptera; Culicidae. The coding region runs from base 558 to 1451 and encodes 297 amino acids. Gene Ontology annotation, molecular function: chitin binding. Gene Ontology annotation, cellular component: extracellular region.
UUUUGAGUCGGUUUAGUGUUUGUGGCUCGAUUUUGAUAUUACUUACUACUCAAGACAGCAGCUAAACAAUCAUCGCAAAAGUGCAGCUCUUGGAUAUUGCAACAGAAAAAUGGAAAUAUUUUGUUUUUCAUGAUAUCAACAAAAACGUACAUCUAUUCUUUGGAAAUUUAUCGCUCGCGAAAGUAGCGCAAAAAAUGCAUUUUAAACGCAGACUACAAAUGAGAUGGACACUUUUACGCUUUUCGUGUGCUAUCGUGAUCUUGCAAGAACGAUAACUACAUUUCAGAUACGAUCCGAUAAGUAUGUUUACCGAGUUUUCCAAUUUAUGCUACACACUGUCACUUAGACUGAUAUAGGUUUUACUACUCUUCUACCCGUCAUUCCGUGAUGUGCCAGUUCGGGGAAUAAAAACCAAUUCUUUAAAAGUGAAAUUCUUCAUUUCGUUCCACAUAGGUGAUCUGGACACUAACCAGCUCAACCGCAAGAGGGUAGUGUCUGUAAUAACACGAUUGCUAACUUUUAACAUCGAAAAUUUGUGCUGAUCACACGUGCCAAUCAUGUACUCUCUAGCCGCGGCCUUGUUCGUCGGUAUUGUGAGUGUCACGCUGGCAUUCGAUGAAGAAUGCGUCGGUAAACGUAACGGAGCCACUUUUGCCGAUGAGUACAGCUGCAGCCGGUACCGCAUCUGUCUCGGCGGAUAUGUGUCGCAUGGCGAAUGCUCCUCCGGGCUCUACUGGGAUAACUUCCGACGACUGUGCCUGCCAGCGAUGCUAGUUUCAUGCAAAGCAAAACUUCCCACAACCGUUCAAACAACGCCCUACGAGCCGCCGACCAGUGAUGGCAUUAUUCUAGACGAAAAUCAUCACGGUCUGCCUGAUGAUUUUCAAAAUGAGGAGUAUAAUUGUCCGUCGCAUGGUGUACUGAGCAUACCGCACCGACGUAGCUGCUCGCAGUACGUUCUGUGUUUUGACGGUACUGCCGUUCUGCAGCGAUGUGCUCCAGGACUACACUUUAAUGCGGCUCAAAGCCAGUGCACACUACCCAACAUGGCAAACUGCGAUUUACAGGAACAUGUAUGCCCCGAGAAGGACGAUCCACAGAAGCUUGUGUUCGUUGCCGAUCGCUUCGAUUGUUCCAAGUACUACUAUUGCUACAAUGGAAAGUUCCAUCCACACAGUUGUGCUCCGGGACUGCACUGGGAUCCAAUCAACAACUGGUGCACAACAAUCGCUGAAUCCAAGUGUCAAAACUUCACUCCCUACAAGGAGGUGAACGAGCCGACGCUUGUGCCCAAAAAAGUUAGUUGCAUGGACGAUCAAGCUCGUUGGGUGAAACAUCCAAAGAGUGAACGCCAUUACUAUCUCUGCUAUAAGGGCAAAUCCAUGCUUAAGCGUUGUGACGAUGGUCUCAUCUGGGAUGAGGCAACACACUCGUGCAACUAUCAACACUGACCGAAUAAAUGUUACAUUGCUUUUUGAUUGGGCUUUUGCAAAAUAUCAAAUAAACCAACGAUACUACCAUAACGGGAAUGCAAAUGCAAAUGUGCAGAUGAUUAAAUUGAUUCUACUAAUUGUGUUGAUCGAUUUUGUUUAACAUCAUGUGAAAUUAACAAAAAUAAACUGAUGAAAUAAACAACAUUAACACAAAAUAUUACAUGCAGAUUGCAUGCACUACAGCAAUUCAUGUUUUUCCUUUUAU